This is a messenger RNA of Hermetia illucens (black soldier fly), 1086 nucleotides long. RefSeq lists its product as uncharacterized. Gene Ontology annotation, cellular component: membrane. Bases 195 to 686 code for a protein of 163 amino acids. The transcript is spliced from 4 exons. NCBI's taxonomy places the organism in Eukaryota, Metazoa, Arthropoda, Insecta, Diptera, Stratiomyidae. The record is from RefSeq and is a predicted model, not a curated record.
AUUUUGCCCCUGAUUUUGGAGUCCACCGACUCGCGUUCAACUUUCAGUUGUAAAUCGCUCUCGCACAGUGUUCCACGCAUAACGUCCAAGUGUUUACGGAUACGCUUCGCUAAGUAGUAGCUGAACCGCGUUAGCCACAAAUUCACUAUAGUGAACGAUUUAAUUUACGUAUUUUGUUUGGAAAUUAAGACAAAAUGUCGCAUACAGUCACGAUCACCCGUACAACUACCACAUCCGGUACCACAUCGGCUCUUAUCAUCAAUACCGGAUAUCUGAAGACAAUUCCAGGACUUUUGAAGCUUGUACAGUUGUUACUGGGAGCAGUGUGCACAGGUAUCACAUUCUGGUAUCUCAAUAGCGACUAUGUGUCGAUUUCGUCUCCAGAAUUCUUCUUCCUGCUGAUGGUCGUAACGUUUAUGAUAGCAACGUUUUGUCUCCUGAUAUCUUGCUUAUUUUCGCUUAGUACAGGCGGAAUUAUAUCGAAAACAAUCUAUGAGCUCAUCUAUCAUACGAUCGCUUGUAUCUUGAUAUUGGCAGCAUCUUUGAAUUUCAUAAUUCGAAUUGAUAGAUACAAAGGUUCACGACGAUAUGAGCCAUACAUGGUAGCAUCAAUACUUGGACUCGUCAAUGCUAUCCUGUACUGCAUUAGCGCUAUUUUCGCUCAACGUUCUUACAAAGGAAUCUAAAGUAAGGCAGGUUCCAAUUUCCGAGCCACUUUCCAUUGAAUCGACUAUUUUGAAAAAGGACCAGGGCUGGCUACUGAAACGAACCACGAAAAUGAUUUGCUCGCGUUUUCGAAACUUAGAUUCAAUCAUAAAAUGUCAGUUAUAUUUUCCAACCUACGAAACCAAAAAGAACCAAUUCACUUUUUAAAUUAUCGAGUCAAAUUGAAGGUUUGGCCAAGAAUACUCAAAAAUUAGCUUUAAGUGAAGAUUUUUCAAUCUCGAGUUUAGUUUCAUGACUUCUACUGUUAUGUUUGUGCAUUUUACUAUAUUUUAUUUUAUGAAAAGAUGUUUACUUUUAUAUUUUUUUAACAUAUUGUAAGUUUUUACAAUGACUAAUAUUAUUAAAUGUUUUUAAAAAUAA